Mycena citricolor is the source of this 1650-nucleotide messenger RNA. The record is from the annotation of a GenBank genome assembly. NCBI's taxonomy places the organism in Eukaryota, Fungi, Basidiomycota, Agaricomycetes, Agaricales, Mycenaceae.
AUGUGGCUCAGUAUUAUACUCGGUCCCAAUGAGCCCAAUCAUGAUCAAAUCGACAACUAUAUCCGCCCACUCAUGGACGUGUUUGUUGUCGGUUGGGAGCAAGGAUUCCGACUAUCUUGCACUGCUCUGCACCCAUCUGGCCGCGAUUUGAACCUCGCACUCGUUAUUGACGUCAACGACUUACCUGCGACACGAAAGAUGCAAGGCAUGGCCGCCCCCACUUCAAAUCACUAUUGCUCAAUCUGUGAUUGCUAUGGUGUUCAUACCAUGUACAAUACGGAAUAUCAUGCUUGGAAUCGACGUGAUAUCACAGUCCUGCGUGCUCAGGCCUUUGCAUGGCGAGAUGCGCCAAGUCAGGCGGUUAGAGACGCCAUCUUCUCUCAGUAUGGCGUUUGUUGGUCUGAGUUUUGGCGUUUACCGUACUGGGACCCCACCCGCAUGGCUGUCGUAGAUUCAAUGCAUUGCAUCUUUGAAGGACUUGUACAUUAUCACUGCCGUCGAGUGCUGCGAAUUGAUACCAAGUUGGCCAAGCGCAAGGAGACAAUGGGCGCGGCUUUCAAGCAUGCUUGGCUGGAGUAUGACGCUGCAACAUGCCAUCCGGCUUGCUUAUUGCAGACCGAAGUGAGAGAAUUGCCCAUGAUCCGCGCCAUACAACAAAAGCUCGUACAACCCUUGCUUGCCAAUGAAGAUGAAGUACACGAGGAUGUAGAGCCUGUCGAUGACAACAUCGAAAUGGUCGACGCUUCCGAUCCUCGUUUUGUGCCGGCGAUCAGCAUUGAUGAGUUGCGCCAGCAGCUCAUGAGGACCAAUCUCCAGCCACUUCGCUGGGUCGUGUUCUCGCUUGGGCUCAAUACGGACCCAAGUUGUAUCAUAUCGAAGAAGGCCUGCUGUGAUCAACUACUCUCUUGGCGCCGCACAAAGCCGCUCACAAGCGAUACAUUCAUCCCCCGGUCGAUCAACCUUGCCAAUAUUCAUUUCAUCCAACGCGUCAUCAAGCAGACUACUACUCCGGCUUGGGUGGAUUCGGUGCCUUCGAAUUAUGGUGAUAGUCAUGCGGGGACAAUCAAGGCAGCUGAAUGGCGCAUAUUGGCAACGAUAUAUCUCCCCAUUGCUCUUGUCAUCCUCUGGGGCGACCAUGAUCCCUCAGAGCAAUCAACACGCAUGCUCCAGAUGCUGGAUCAUACAAUGGCGCUGUUCUCGGCGGUCAUUUUAGUCAGUCGAUACACAAUGACCCCUUUGCGGGCUUCCAAAUAUCGUUCUCUUCUGAAGCAAUGGGUAGAUGGUCUCCCAACCAAUCAUCCCCAUACUCAGUCUCAUGCCAUGCGGCCAAACGUCCACAUGGCUUUUCACAUCUACGACUUUCUCAUACUCUUUGGUCCCAUUAUCUCCUGGUGGACAUUCCCUUUCGAACGCGUAAUUGGAUUCCUCCAGAAGAUCAAUACCAACGAUCAUAUCGGCGGAGAACUUGAAGCCACUCUGUCCAAAUCCUUUAUGCGUGGAGCAAGCAUUCGGCAAUGGUUGCAACGACCCGACUGCCCCCCCGUUUUCAUUGAGCUGAAAGUUCUGUUUGAUAAAACCUUUCCAUCUUACAAUCUACCCGCUGAUUCGCCACCACUUGCCAAGGCUGGAGAACGCGCACACUACAAAUGA